AGCGUUAGCUUACCAAGUAAGUACUAGACCAUUUUAAAGCACUAGAAUUUUGGCACUCCCGACAAUCAGUAUACGGACCGGAAGUCUGGCGGUACUCCCUGCAUUUGUUGGCAACGUCUUCCGCCCAUUCGAAUAUUCCAUCAUCUGCCGUACGCUAAUUUCGUCGCCAAGAAGAUGAGUCUGAAUUCAUCGUGCAGGUCCGCCACAUCGAAUUCAAAUUCGAAGCGGAGCGUGACCUCAAACUCUAAUUCCAACCCUUCCACUUCGGGCAAUAACAGCUGUCGAAAUAAUGACAAGAGAAACAGGAAGCGGAAAACUGACCAAAAUCAGAAAACCCUAGGCAUGGCUUGGGGAGCAAAUUCUCGAUCUUCUUCCGGCUCCGCCUUUCGCAAUUCACCCUUCCCCGAUUUCGGCAGUUACAUGGUUAUGAAGAAUCAGAAGCUACAUCAACAGUUUGAUGCUGAGGCUUCAUCUUCUUCAGUUAGUGGUGCUUGUUCUGGAAAACCCAUAUUUGAUGGAGUAUCUAUUUUUGUUGAUGGAUAUACAGUGCCUUCUAGCCAGGAACUAAAAGGUUACAUGUUGAAGUAUGGAGGACGCUUUGAGAAUUACUUUUCGCGCCAUCAUGUUACUCAUAUUAUCUGCAGUAAUCUUCCUGACAGUAAAAUUAAGAAUUUAAGGUCCUUCAGUGGCGGACUUCCAGUUGUUAAACCUACAUGGGUGCUGGAAUCUGUUGCUGCCAAUAAAUUGUUAAGCUGGAUACCUUACCAGCUUGAUCAGCUUGCGAGUGAAACCAAGAAACAACCAAAAUUAUCAGCAUUUGGUUUCAAAUCUGGCCCAGUCCUUGAUGAUUUGGAAGAAUCUAUAAGCGGCCAAGCGGUGCCUCAAUCUGGUAUUGCAACAUUGAGGACUAGCUGCAGUUUGGACGCUAAUAUAUUUGGCAAGGCUGAAUGUACUGAAGAGGUAGAGGAGUGUCAUUCAGUUUCUGAUGACCCCUUUCAUCCGAAUGCUGCCGAAUCAACAGAUCAAGCACCAACUUAUUACAUGGAAAAUCACUGUGAGGUGGAAUUGGAUGCUGCUGUGGUGGGUCAAUCCGAUGCUGGAUAUCAUUCGCACAUAAGUCCUUGUCAAGAUCCUAAGUCAGACCAUAACGACUGCUUGGAAGAUCACAUAAUUGAGGAGUCAUCGAGUUCCAAAACCAUUAGGCCCAGUACAACAGGGCAUUCAACUCUUUCAGAUGCAAAUUUUGUGGAAAACUAUUUUAAGUUUUCUAGGCUGCAUUUUAUUGGCACUUGGAGAAACCGUUAUCGUAAACGUUUUCUGAGCUCUGCUAAUGGUUUUAAGGAUAUGAAUCCCAGUCGUAAUGCUUUUGCAACAUCCCAGAAAACUACCAUUAUCCAUGUGGACAUGGAUUGCUUCUUUGUAUCAGUGGUUAUUAGGAAGCACCCUGAUUUGAAAGAUAAGCCCGUUGCUGUUUGCCAUUCAGAUAAUUCUCGAGGAACUGCUGAGAUUUCUUCUGCAAAUUAUCCUGCUCGAAAUCAUGGGGUGAAGGCUGGAAUGUUUAUUAGAGAUGCUAAGGCCCUUUGUCCUCAGCUUGUCAUUUUGCCAUAUAAUUUUGAUGCUUAUGAGGAGGUGGCUGAUCAAUUUUAUGAUAUUUUACAUAAGCAUUGCAACAAAGUGCAGGCUGUUAGCUGUGAUGAAGCAUUUAUAGAUGUCACUGACUUAAGGGUAGAGGAUCCUGAGCUUUUUGCCAGAGCUAUUAUGACAGAGAUUCAUGAAACCACAGGAUGCACUGCGAGUGCUGGAAUUUCUGGGAGUAUGCUUAUGGCUCGUGUCGCAACAAGGAUUGCAAAAGCAGAUGGCUUGUGCUACAUUCCUUCUGAAAAGGUGGAUGAUUAUUUGUAUGAGCUUCCAGUUAAAGCACUUCCUGGAAUUGGUCAUGUUUUAGAGGAGAAAUUGAAAAAGAAGCAAAUAAAUACUUGUGGCCAGUUACGUUUGAUCUCCAAGGAAUCUCUUCAAAAAGAUUUUGGUGUGAAAACAGGCGAUAUGCUCUGGAAUUUCAGCAGAGGGAUUGAUAAUCGGUUGGUUGGAGUGUUUCAGGAAAGCAAAUCCAUUGGUGCGGACGUGAACUGGGGUGUGAGGUUCAAUGAUUUGAAUGAUAUGAAGGAUUUCUUAUUGAAGCUUUGCAAGGAGGUGUCAUUACGAUUGCAGGGAUGCGGACUUAAAGGCCGCACCAUUACCUUGAAGAUAAAGAAGAGAAGAAGUGAUGCUGGGGAGCCAGUGAAGUAUAUGGGCUGUGGUGACUGUGAGAAUCUAAGUCGUUCUGUCACGCUCCCAAUGGCUACAGACGACGUGGAUGUAUUUCAGAGGAUAACAGCUCAGCUUUUUGGAUAUUUUCAUAUAGAUGCAAGAGACAUUAGAGGAGCGGGCUUGCAGGCAUCUAAACUUGAAAGUGCUGACAGGAAUAUGCGAGGGCAUGAGAAGUACUCCAUUCGAUCUUGGCUAGUCUCCUCACCAGCAAGGAAAAGUAGUAUGGGCAAAGAUGUUAGUGAACAUAUGAAUGGUGCAGGCAAGGGUGAUCAGUUAUACUCUGAUAUUGGACCUCCAGUUCAAGCGAAGGGUAGUUUUUCCGGUGGGGAAGCACAUGUUGCGCAUCGUGCAACUCUCCCUGCUCUACAUGAUCUUGAUGUUGGAGUGAUAGAGUCUCUUCCUCCUGAAGUUUUAUCAGAGAUUAAUGAUCUGUAUGCAGGGGAGUUAAUAAGCUUCAUUUCCAAGAAGAAAGAGAAAAAUGCUGGGAACAAUGUGAUGGAUGAAGAACAAUCUCUUUCCAAUCCAUUGGUGCCCCCAAAUAAGGAUUUUGUUCAUGAUGUGGCUGAAAAGAUCAAGUCAUCUGAGAAAGAAGAUGAACAGUAUAUAAACAAAAUGAUCCAAGGGUUGCCAGAAACCUCUGGGUCAGUUACUGCUCUACUUCCAGAGACAGACAGCCUUAUGCCAUCAUCAUUAAGUCAAGUCGAUUCAUCAGUGUUGCAGCAAUUGCCUGAAGAGCUUCUAGCAGACGUACUUGAGUCUCUUCCUGCCCAUAGGAGGCCAGAUUUUAUGUCAAAUGAUGUAUACUUGGACCAUAUUAGGGAUCAGACUGGAGCAAUUGAUUUCCUGCCGAGCAAUAAUCUCUGGGUUGGAAAUCCACCAAGAUGGGUUGACAAUUUUAGACUCAGCAGUUGUCAGCUGUUGAAUCGAAUAGCAGUUUUGUACAACAAGUCUAGCCCUCGUGGUCAGCUUUCAUCUGUAUUGCAGCUUAUUAUGUCUGAGUAUCCCUUAGAUGAUGGAGGGGAUGACGCAGUUAAUUGCUUGUGUGAGCUGAUGAAGCAAUAUAUUAAGCUUAAAAUUGAAACUGAUGUUGAAGAGAUAUAUACUUGUUCUUGCCUUUUAAGAAGGUUGACUUCGAGGUCAGAAUUGUUCUUACAGGUUUAUAAUUGCAUCAUUCCUCACCUUCAGGCUGCUGUUGGAGAAACCUACGGUGGAGACCUCAAUAUUUGUUUCAUAGAGUAGUGUUUUUGGCACUUCAGUGAUUCCAUUUCUGUAAUCCAAAUGAUGCAAGUCUUCAUGUGAGAGAACCAUUCUCGUUCAUUUCUCAUUUGCUGAACGCUGAAGAGCAUGACUGGGACCAAGAUGGAGGUUUUAACGGGGGAAUACCUGGCAUGGUGAUUUUUUGUUUUGCCAUAACUUGGGGAAUGCUGUUCUUUGUAUGGCUAUUGUGCAUCUGAGAAUUCACCGAUUCUUGAAGACAGAUAAUUGUGGUAUUUGAGGUCCCAAGACGGAUUUGAACUGGUUAUAGGUAACAGUUUAUGAUGUUUUGAGUUCCUGCUAUUUUAGUCUUCAAUUGUUGCUACUGGAAAAACUGAUACACGCCCAACAAAAUGAAAAGGGGGAGUUGGGAGUUACAAACUGUGCUUUUGGUCCCCUAUCAACACCUUCACUAGGUGGACAUUUGUGGAAUUUGAACUGCAUCAAAUGAGGGCAAUUGUGGAAUUUAAGUUGAGGUGUGCCUCUGUCCUCUUCUCUCACAAACUCUCCCAUGCCGACUGAUGCACCGAACCACCGAUUUAAUUCCCCUAAGUGCCGCCCGCCAACUCUCCCCUUUCUCCAUCACCCCUCCUCAUCACCAUUGGGAAGAAUAUUAGACAAGAAAAAUUGACCUACUUGCAGAUGCAAGAUUUGGCGGUAGCCAUCAUAUUCUCCGCCGGCCUUCCGAUUCUCAAUCACCACCAAUUAAAAAUGCAUCUUGUCCCUGGCCCACCACUUCCCUCUUUUCUGCCAAAUAAUUGUUGGCUUCCCCUCCAUCCGUAGAUCCAAUAUGGCUGGUUAUUGGAGAUAAUUCAGGCUUACACAAAUGGGAGACCAAGAAUAGUCAUUGAAAGAAAACAACUAUGACUUCUACGCGGUUGUUUUCCUUAGCUGUUGUUUUCUUAUCUCAGCUACAUAUUAUUGUCAUCGCAGCGACUUCAUUAACGCCUGGUAGAAGUGGAUGAUGCAAUCGAAGAGAAUCGUGCCUUGGAUGACAAUGACGACCACCAACUCCAUUAAGGUACUUGAUUUACCAACUUUGAUUUGGAGGAGUUGCGAUGAAUGUGGCCAUGCACCAAAAUGGUUUCGCUUGAUUGCUGCCAUGCAGUGUGUAUCCACUAUGAUUGGUUUUACUUGUUUCAGAGAUUGAGUACCUUAAUGCUGAAUGUAAUGAAAUUAUUAUUUAUGGGGAGUUUAAGACCAGCAAUAUCCACCUUGACAAAAAACAUACGAGCAAAUAUUCGUCCCUAAAUUUUUUUGC
Messenger RNA from Coffea eugenioides, 4822 nucleotides. RefSeq names its product DNA repair protein REV1. The record is from RefSeq and is a predicted model, not a curated record. Gene Ontology annotation, cellular component: nucleus. Gene Ontology annotation, biological process: error-prone translesion synthesis; error-free translesion synthesis. Gene Ontology annotation, molecular function: damaged DNA binding; DNA-directed DNA polymerase activity; deoxycytidyl transferase activity. The transcript has 26 exons. The coding region runs from base 175 to 3546 and encodes 1123 amino acids. NCBI's taxonomy places the organism in Eukaryota, Viridiplantae, Streptophyta, Magnoliopsida, Gentianales, Rubiaceae.